AUGACCGUACCCCAGCGGGUCGAGAAAGCACGUUCCAUGGGCAUGUGCUUCAAUUGCCUGAGGAAGGGCCACCGGCUGAAGGAUUGUCCAUCCGAUCGAAAGUGUUUGAAGUGUCGCCAGCGUCAUCAUACACAACUCCAUGACGAGACCAAGUUCAAGCCCAACCAACCCGAAAGCAGGACUGCCGAAGAACCCGUUCCGUUGGAUCCCGCUCCGAAGCCUGUGGUGAAGGAAGCUCAAGCCAGCAGUUCCAGUGCCUCCACACCGCAAGGCGCACACAACGUGACGUCGUCGUGUUCGCUUCAGGCAGCACCGAUCAAGAAAACCGUUCUCCUCCUGACGGCAGUGGUACACGUUUUCGAUGCUCAAGGUAAGCCUCACUGUUGUCGGGUUCUGCUAGACUGCGGGUCCCAAGUACACCUGAUUACGAAGGAGAUGGCCGAACGUAUCGGCGCAAAGAUUUCAUCGGCGAAUGUGAAGAUUUCCGGUGUCAACAAUCGGACAACCACCAGCAUGGAGAAAGCCACCGUCAAGUUCCGGUCCCGUUAUAGUGACUACCGCGCCACGGUAGAGUGCGUCGUGACCCCGGCGGUGACCGGCAGAAUUCCAAGCUCCCACAUCGACGUGACCGAUUGGUGCAUUCCUCCCGGGUUCCAAUUGGCCGAUCCUGAAUUCAACGUCCCUCAAGAAAUCGAUAUGCUGAUCGGUAAUGAGCUGUUUUUCAAGAUCAUCCGGUCCGGUCAGUAUCGGCUGGCAGAGCACCUACCAGAGCUACGUGAUACUCAUCUCGGGUGGGUAUUCACCGGUGAGCUGGAAGAAGCGUGUCAGCAAGGUCCAACGUAUUCCCACACGAUCACCGUCGAGAACGUGUAUGAAGCCCUGCAACGAUUCUGGACCGUCGAAGAAGUUGCCGAUCAAGAACCCAUCUCAUCUGAAGAAGUAGAGUGUGAGAAGCAUUUCCGCUACACACAUGAACGCACCGACGAAGGAAGAUUCGUUGUGCAACUCCCACUGAAGGAAAACGCCUCCCAGCUGAGUGACUGCAGGUCGGUCGCUUUGAAAAGAUUCCACCUCCUCGAACAACGUCUCGUUCGGAAUCCGUGUCUCCGAGAGCAGUACUUGCAGUUCAUCAAGGAGUAUGAGCAGCUCGGCCACUGCAAGCAAAUUGACGAAAGCAGAGAUCCUUCCAACGUCCAAAAAUGCUACCUGCCACACCAUGCUGUUAUCCGUCCAGACAGCUCGACGACGAAGUGUCGAGUUGUAUUCGAUGCAUCCGCCAAGCCGUCGCAGAAUGCCCUCUCUCUGAACGAUGUCCUCAAGGUAGGUGGUACUGUCCAAUCCGAUAUUCUUGAUAUUGUCUUGCGUUUUCGAAAGCACAAAUAUGCUUUCACGGCUGACAUAAGUAAAAUGUAUCGCCAAAUCGUGGUUGCUGCGAUGCAUCAGCCACUCCAACGCAUUUUCUGGAGAGAUAGUCCCGAGCAGCCUCUGAAAGUAUAUCAGUUGACCACCGUGACCUACGGUACAGCGAGUGCUCCUUUCCUUGCAACUCGCUGCUUAGUUCAGUUGGCUGAAGAUGGUCAUUCCGAAUACCCCCUGGGAGCAUCUACCGUUAAGGAAGAUUUUUACGUCGACGACGUGUUGUCUGGCGACGAUACGUUGGAAGCAGCGAUUGAACGACAGAAGCAGGUGAAGGAAUUGCUUGCUGGUGCUGGUUUCCCCAUCCAUAAGUGGUGUUCUAACUCUGACCUGAUGUUGGAGCACAUUCCAGAAAGCGAGCGUGAAAGUCCCAAGGCGCUCGAAGAACAAGGUAUCAACACGGUCAUUAAGGUGCUUGGUAUUUUGUGGGACCCUCGAAGCGAUGAUUUCCUGUUCUCUAUCAAAUCUCCAAAUUUCGAUGCUGAAUCCGAAUCCAACACGAAGCGAAGCAUAUUGUCCGAAAUUGCUAAGCUCUAUGACCCUCUCGGAUUCUUGGCACCCGUGAUUGUUCUGGCCAAGUUACUUAUGCAACAGCUGUGGCGUAGCAAGGUGGGCUGGGACGAGCCUGUCGAAGUAGAAAUAGCUGAACAGUGGGCACAGUUGAAGGCGUCACUCGAAGCAACAAACAGGAUGCGCAUCCCAAGGCGUGUUCUAAUUGACGGAGCAGUGUGCUACGAGCUUCAUGGGUUUGCUGAUGCUUCGAUGUCUGCCUAUGGAGCGUGUGUCUUCAUUCGAAGCGUAUUGGACGAGUCGGCGCAGUUACAACUCUUGUGCAGCAAGUCGAAAGUGGCACCUUUGAAGGCGAUUACGAUUCCGCGACUGGAAUUGUGCGCUGCACUUUUGCUGGCGCGACUGGUGAAUAAGGUGCUGCAAUCAAUCCAAAUGCCGUUUCAUCGUGUGGUGCUCUGGUCGGACAGCCAAAUUGUUCUGGCCUGGUUGCGCAAAUCCCCUGAUCAGCUUCAAGUGUUCGUGCGCAAUCGUGUGGCUGCAAUCCGAGAAGAAACAUCGGAUUUCGAGUGGAUGUACGUCCGGUCGGAGUUCAAUCCGGCUGAUAUAGUGUCGCGUGGGCAGAUGCCCAACGAAUUAGUGAAGAAUGAGAUGUGGUGGCAUGGACCAGACUUUUUGAGUGCAGUGAACUUUGAAAACAAGCCACCCGAAGAGAUCAGUGAAGAAGACAUUCCGGAGCUGCGUGCAACUCCAACAGUGCUACCUGCAAUUGAAAAAGAAGAACAGUUGAAAGUGUUUUCAAAGUACAGCUCGUUCAGAAAGCUACAACGAGUUAUUGCGCUGGUGCUGCGUUUCGCCAGCAACUGCAAGAAGGAUUCAGCUUCACGAGUGCAUAAGACAAUUCCUACCGUGGCUGAACUUCGACUUGCAAUGGACAUUAUUGUGAAAGUGGUGCAACGUGAAGAGUUCUACGAUGAGAUUGCUCGAGUCGAAUCGGGUGAACGAUGUAGACAACUUGGUUCGCUGGGACCCAUCCUAGUGAACGGUGUUCUGAGAGUCGGCGGACGUUUAGAGCAUUCCAACCUUCACUACAAUGAGAAGCAUCCGAUCAUCUUGCCGUCCAAAAGUCCCAUCGUUCGCAUGCUUAUUCGUGCCCUGCAUGAAGAGCAUCUCCAUCUUGGACCGACUGGCUUGGUCCACGUGAUUCGAAGAGAUUUCUGGUUGAUCAACGCUGCAGCUACUAUCCGUGGAGUAACCAGAUCUUGCGUGAAGUGUUUCAAAGUCAAGCCUGUGGACACAAACCAGUUCAUGGGAAACCUGCCAUCCUGCCGCGUGACACCUGCGCCGCCCUUUUCCGUUACUGGCGUGGAUUACGCUGGGCCGUUCCAUAUCAAGCAGGGCCUGCGCAAGGUGACUACCGUGAAAGGCUAUGUAGCGGUGUUUGAGCCGUGCAUCUGGAGCUGGUGUCAGACAUGA
Messenger RNA from Aedes albopictus (Asian tiger mosquito), 3399 nucleotides. RefSeq lists its product as uncharacterized. Gene Ontology annotation, molecular function: zinc ion binding; nucleic acid binding. The coding region runs from base 1 to 3399 and encodes 1132 amino acids. Lineage: Eukaryota; Metazoa; Arthropoda; Insecta; Diptera; Culicidae. The record is from RefSeq and is a predicted model, not a curated record. The transcript has a single exon.